GCAAAUUCCCCUUACAAUCUCUUGUCCUGGAGUCUGUGACAAAUGCAUCAUGUUGAGAAACCAGAGAGCUUUAAACAGAUCCCAUCCCUCCCCCAAACUGUUUCCUUACAACGUAUUUCUGUUAUCCCCAAAACUGACACAUAAAAUAUUUUAUUUUAAUGCCAUUGGCGAUGAUGACAGUAUGACAUGAAGCAGACAACGGGAAUGUCUUGAAUGUCUUGUCUAGUUUAUUUACAAUAAGCAGAGGGUGACGCAGUAUAUGCAUUUUGCAUUAAAUUAGCUUUCGCAAGCCUCGUUGGACUCGGUCUGUUAAUAUUUCCAAGUAAGACAAAUCCACGUCACGCUACAUUCCCUGAAACCCGUAAGUAGUAUGUGCUUCGAGUGGAUAUUCUCAGAAACUGAUGUCCUUUAAACCCCACACCAGGAGAGCUUUGAUCAUUGGUCAGCGGCGUUCUUCCUGUUCAACCAGUUCAGAACAAAUUUCGUUUUAAUUGUUUGAUAAGCGUGUUAUUGAUAAGCACCAGCUUUUGUUCAGGAGAUACUGUAGCUACCGGGAAACAAGAGCAAAAGACCACAACAUCAACUGACAACCCAAAGGCAAAACUACAAAAUAGGCUACUAUAUUAAGCUAUAAGGUUUCCCAGUAGGCCUAUAAGGGGUUUUCCUCUCUAAAUAGGCCUAUAUGUAAAGAAAGCACAACACAGAUCAGGUGAGAACCAAAACAACGUUGUAAUCGCAUGACUCGAUUAUUUACAUUCAAUGGCGAUUGAGACGCAAAUUUCGCCAAGUGCUCCAUUGUGAACGCAAUCUUUGAUGCUAAUGAUCUGUCGACUGCCCUCUGACGUCAUGUGAGGGUGUGAGAGCGCGCGGGCUGCUGCUGCUGUGCGCUCGUGCAGAUGCAGUGCGCACAGAGCGCUCGCGAGUGGGAAGAUUUACUGCACAGCACGCGAUUACAUGAGAUGUUUAACUUGAACACUACAUACUUUUGACUUUAACUACAGACACCGCAUGCACAGACCCCCCGACAGCGGGAUGGCUGGGAAGCCGUUCCGAGCCACGUACAUCUGGACUAACAUCAUCAACAACCUUCAGACGCAGGUGGAGGUUAAGAGGAGACGACACAAUCUGAAGAUCUAUCACGAUUGUUUCUUGGGCUCUGAAGCUGUGGAUGUGGUUUUGGCUCAUAUCAUUCAGAGCAAGGUCUGCGGAGAUGCCGAGGUGCCUCGAUUCAAAGCCGUCCGACUCUGCCAGGCCCUUAUGGAGGCCAGGGUGUUUGAGGCGGUGGACACCAAGGUUUUUGGGAAGGAAAAGAGGCAAGCCAAGUUUGAGGACAGCAGCUGUAGUCUGUACAGGUUUUUGAACAGGUCGACCCCCGGCACAUCAAGCUCAGAGACCAUAGAGAGCAGAUUUGACUCGCUUCAGAAGAACAGCUAUAGUACACCCUACCAAAGGAAAGAAGAUGUUGUGUAUUCAAACCACUCACCUGUCAAAACAGAUAAAUCCCUGGAGGAUGUGUUAGGAAAUCUGAACAUGAACACUAUCACACCACAGAUGAUGAAUCUGGGCUUAUCGCAGGAGUUGAUAGAUGAGAUAUGGAGGCAGCAGACAGUGCUGAGGCUUCUCCAGCUGAUUGAACUUCCUCUUCUGGAGAGUCUGUUAGAGGGCAGAGAGAGUCCUCGCCCACCCCUCCACAGCAUGGACAGUGACCCUGACCUCCUCUACACCAGCAGCUACCUGGACCGAGAGAUCCUAAAGGCCUUCAGUGAGGCUCAGGCAGAUGACUGGCUGUCUGCAGCUGUUGAUUGUCUGGAGUUUCUUCCAGAUCAGCUGGUGGUGGAUGUGAGCAGAGGUCUGGCCAAAUGUGCGGAGGAGACGUCGCAAUACAAGCAGCUUCUCUACGGGGUGCUCGUGCAGCACUACGGCCAGUCUGAAUACCCACCGCUGCUCAGCAACCACGUGUUUGACAUUCACUCCGGUGUGUCUGAGCUGCUUGUAAACGGGAAGUGUGAUCAAGCGCUGGAGUCUCUUCAGCUGUGUUUGAAGCUUCAGGACUCACGCAGCAGAGAGGAACUCCGCAGGUUACUGCGCUUCAUGGCUCUCGCCGCCAGCCCGCAAGAACUCAAACUACACAAAGAGAUAGAGAACAGAAUGGCAGUGAAGAGGGCGUUCUCCAACGCUAUUGUGUACGGGACUAAACUAGCCAAAGGGAAAGUUGAUCUUCUGGUUCUUUUCAUGAUGGACAACCACCUCGACCUCUUUAAGAUUCCUGUCACAUUGCACAAACUUGUAAGUGACAGACUGACCAGUAUCAUUAAUGGAACAGAUCCAGAUCUCAUCACAGGUACAACCUACUGUCAGCGUCUUACCGGAAAAGAUUACAUAGAAACAGUUCAGAAAACCACCAGAGAAGAGCUUUGGAGUUUGCUUAAAACGAUUCACGAGAACUCUAAACUUUCUGUGAAAGAGAAGCGCAGACUACUGGGACAGUUUUACAAAGGCCAUCCUGAAAUAUUUGUGCAAUAUUUUGGCAACAGAAUAUCCAGUGCUUGUAUAUGAAACCACCUUCCAUCAUACCAGGGAACUACUGUAUGAUAUGUAAAGAUUAUUUUGUAUGUAAAUAUGUAUAUUUUGUAGAAAGAAAAGCUGUUCAGUUUUAUUUGACAAAUAUGUGCCUGUGUGUUCAUGUGCUAUAAAGCUCAAAGCUUGAUGUGUUUGAAUGAACUGAUGGGUGAAUGCUAUAUCAUUUGUUACAGUGCCGGGUGUCAAAGUAUUACUAUCUGAUAUCAUCACUAUACCAUGGAACUGUCAGUCAUUUCAUACUUCGUGCAUUCUGUUUUCCCGGCAAGAAAAGGGUCAAACGUCCUACGUAUGCUUUCACAGAUGAAUGCAUUCAGUGUUGUUAUGUAACAGGGCUGGUGUUUGGAAUGAGCAUUACAGAAAUGACUCGAGGGAACAAUGCAGCUGUAUCGCUGUGCAAAUUAUGCGUGGCAUCAACAAUAGUUGGAACAAGAGCUGGAUUUAAAAAUCCUUGAUGUUUUCAACAUGUGACCCCAACACCAGCUGCUCCAGAACAAAGCACUGAAAUAACCAAUGACUUUGGAUAUCAACUAUCAAUGCUGCUAAUGGUUCAGACAUCAAACAAAUGAUUCUAUAAAAGAAAUAAAUUGGUAAAUUAGCAUUAACAAAUAGAUGUUGAAAUUAAGGAUGGGUUCCAUUCCAAAGCCAUCACCUUUAUUCCCUUUGAAGGCUUUAGUUUUAUCCACAGUGAGUGAGAAGAUGUGGGUGUGAACACAUUCUUCUUGUUUCAAACAAAUGUACAGUACAGGCGUCAUGACUAUACUGCUUUUGUGGAAGCAUUAUAUGACGCUUGGUUGCGCCGUAGAUCUGCUUUGUCGUGCCUCUUACUGUUUUUUUUUUUUUUUAAAGAAUAUUACCUGUUAUUUUAUGGAGCAUUUAAUGCAAUACCAGACAUGAUUUUAAUCAUGAAAGAGAUCCCUGCAAGUAGUUGAAGGUUAGGGGUUAAAAAAUAAAAUGGCAACUUACAUGCACAAUUUAAAAUAAAAACAAUUUUACAUUUAGAUUUCAUGUUGACCAUAAAUAUAGAAAAUGUAUGUUAUCUGUAUAAUAACUAAUAUCGUCACGAAU
Molecule: messenger RNA, 3645 nt
Organism: Triplophysa rosa
Lineage: Eukaryota; Metazoa; Chordata; Actinopteri; Cypriniformes; Nemacheilidae
Gene: depdc7a
Product: DEP domain containing 7, paralog a
Exons: 9
Coding region: 1009-2556 (515 amino acids)
Biological process (GO): intracellular signal transduction
Source: RefSeq, a predicted model, not a curated record